AAGCUCCACCCGUUAGGGUUCCACGGCCGCCGCCCGCCGCCCGCUGCCCGCCGCUUGUUGCCCCGCCGACGCCGCCCCCAGCUCCGUCUCCGUCCUGCCUUGCUGCAUCCUCCGCCGCUCUGAAGUGUACUGCAUCCUCCGCCUCGCCGGACCGCCGUCGCCGUAUUCCUCCUCCUCAACCUCGUCUUUUUCAGCCGAAGGUCGCUGAGAUCAUUCACCCGGUUAUAGAAUUUCUGAAGCAUAUGGUAUCGAUCACCUACAAUUAUACACAAAAAAGGGAAUAUUUGUGUCAAGAAAAGCUGUGAAUAAUUUCUUGAUCAAAAUUGCAGGUAGGUGUGAAAAAUGAGUUUGUGGGACAGAGCUGCUUCAUUGGCGCCGAAGAUAAGUUCGACAUCAACGCCAGCACCAACAUUGCUAUCUAUCGACGUUGAAAACCAAGUUCAAGAUCAACCUCGGCAUGGAUCGAUGUCGUCGCCAGUACUACCUCUGCCCACGGCUGCACCGCCUCUGCUCCCCAUCAUUCAGUUGGACGGAGAGAGCGGUUACCUCCGCUGGAAGGAGUCAGUGCUGCUCCGCCUCCACACUAUUGGUGUGGCCGACGUCCUGACCGAGGAGCGCCCUCCCGACGAGAAGACGGCUGCCGGCAAGCAGUGGGCGCACAUGGAUGCAUUGUGCCGUGGCCACAUCCUCGCCACGCUCUCCGACCGCCUCCUUCCGGUCUACGCUCCCCACGCCACUGCAGCUGCCGUGUGGCGCGCCGUGGCGCGCACCUAUGAUCUGGACCUAACGGUGGAUGUUCCGCUUCGAAGCGUGCCCUAUGUGAAGGCCAUCACAUUCCAGUACACGGAGGACGAGCCCGUCACGGAACAGCUCGCGCUCCUAGAGGGCUUGACCACCAACGCAAAACUCGAUAACUCUACCUUGUGUUUCAUUGUGAAGCAGUUUCCGACAUUGAGUGAGAAGGUCGCCACGCAUGACUACCGUCUGAGCAUGGACGAGAUCUGGGAGAUCGCUCGGCGGAAGGAGCGGGUGGCCAGGGUACAGGAUAUUCGCCGUGCCAGGGACGAUCCGCAGACGUCAGACGGGCAAGGCAGCUUCUCAGAUGGGGGACCGGCAUCCAGAGACGAUGGCGGAGGAAGAGAGGACGGAGGACAUGAUUCAGAUGCGGCGAGCUUGUUAGAUGGUUGAAACAUGGCUUGCCCAUCGUGCUCGUGCGUGGGCGUGCAUGCCACAACUAGUCAGUCCAUGUUUGUCUUGUGCGAACCAGAACUAGUUGUUAGCCCCCUGAUGAGUCGUGCGAUUUUAUUUGAACCUAGUUCUUGUAUAUCACUGGGAGUCUGGAUGGUGAUGGUGAUCUUUUGUUGGUUUGGAACCAGGCUGCGUCCUGGGUUUCCCUAUCCUUUCCUUCUGGCUGCUGUGAUGGCUUAGUUGCAGCUAGUCUUUUGAGCUGCUGUUUGCACUACUUUUCUUUUUAGCUGCUUGUAAGAACUAUGAUCGUUUCUUUUAAUGGAAAUCGAGGGACGAUUG
Triticum dicoccoides is the source of this 1527-nucleotide messenger RNA. RefSeq lists its product as uncharacterized. The record is from RefSeq and is a predicted model, not a curated record. The transcript has 4 exons. The coding region runs from base 343 to 1188 and encodes 281 amino acids. NCBI's taxonomy places the organism in Eukaryota, Viridiplantae, Streptophyta, Magnoliopsida, Poales, Poaceae.